AGUUCUGGGCUAAUAGUCCGGGGACCAUGUCUUCCGGGGUACCUCCAGUCUCAGACCAUUAAGUCUGGUCUUUGAAAAAGGAAAUAUUUUUAUUGCCUUGGUUUGGCUUAUUUUUUUCUCUUUAACCGUUUUACAGUUGGUCAAAUUAUGUUUUAGCAUGCAAAAAAAAAUUAAAUGUUAGGCUUUUCAGCUAUGUAUAGUACUUAAAACAUAUGCAAAGUCAGAACAUUCAUCAUCCCAUGCUUUAACACAAAUGCUAAGAUUAGGGUUUCCUGUAUAAAACCCUAUGGGGCAGUGCUGCUGUGUCAUGGAGGGUUGCUGUGAGUCAAAAUUGACUCAUUGGCAACGGGUUUGGGUAUACAAAUGGUAGCACAUCAGAUUAGCAUUCAGGUGUGGUUGGGCACUGUCAUAAAAAUUGAGAUUUGAGUCUCUCAAAACAGAAACCUAUGUGGAGCGUAACGUAAGUGUAAGUAUACCUUGGCAAUGAAUUUUUAGUGUCCUACCAAAGGUAUAAUUUGAUCCAUCAAAAAGGAAAGAUAAAAGGCUAAAGAAGGUUAGAAAUGUUAUAUGAAGAUUUUUCUUUUUUUUUUUUUUACCCUAGAAGUAAUUUUAAUAAAAAUCUCCUAAAUGAUACAUAGUAACUUCUAAAUUAAUCCCCAGUCUAAUAGAAUUCAGCAUUCCUGAUACUUGAUAUUUAAAAUAGUGCUUGAGCCAACCUUGUAUAAUGAACAAAAGUUCUAAUGGACAAAGUUGAUUGGCUAAUGAGGACAAAUGUAAAUGUACAUAUUAUUAUGUUACCUGAAAUGACUAUUUCAUGAGAAAGGUAAAUUAUUAGUUUACCUCACUUUUUUAUGCUUAGGAACCAAAGUCACAAAUACUUAAAUAUUUUAAAUUUUGAACUAUUUCUUGAAUUGUGAAAAUCACCUGAUUGAGUUGGUGAUUAGAUUGCAUUUGUCAUUCUGGUAGUAACUACAUGUUUAAAAAAAAAUUGCUUGAAGUGCCAAAGAAAUGAAAGAAACUAUGCCCAUAGUUAAUGAAAAUGUUUAAAUAACUAUGACAUGAUGUAGAGUAUUUGAAAUAAGUAAUUUUGAAUGUAAAUCUUCUUUCAAGUUUAGUUUAUUUUGUGCAGAAUUGUUUCUUGAUUAUUUAGAAAUUUGGGCUAUGAACAACCGAUUAAUGUACUUUUUCUCCUCAUUCAUGGAGAGGCUUAAGGGGAAAAAUUGAGGAUAUCUCCAUCUUCUCCCUUAAUGAGAGACGUGUGAUAUAAUGGAAAGUAUAACUGAUUCAGCAAUCAGGAGACCCAGGUUCUAAUUUAAAUUAGCCCUAUCUGUAAUCUUGACAUUUUAUUCUCUAGACUUUAGUCUCCUAAUUUGUAUAAGGAAUUUGGAAUUUCCAAUCUCUUACAUCCCUUUCAGCUCUUAAAUUGGGUGAAAAAAAAAUUAUAAGGGGUGCCUAAUUCUUUUAUAUGAAUUGGAGUGUAGUCUUUAUAAUUUUUGCAUUGCAAAUCAGGUAUGUUUCUGUGGUGAAACUUGAAGUAAUACAAUACAGGUCAAGGUAUUAUAUCUGACUUUCUUACUGAUUCUUAGACAUUCCAAAAUUGUAAUAAAUAAUAUAAAUUCAGAUGUUAGAAAAUUUACCUUAAUGAGGCAGUUAAAGUAUGAAAUAGUUUUUAAAGAAAAAUUGAUAUAGAAGCUGCAAUAAAAGCAUUAUUUACAUUUUUUGUAAUAGCUAUUAAAUAUAUUUAAAGUUUAAAGUAUAUUUAUCUAACAUUUGUAGUUGACCAUUAGGAUUAUAAAUGAGCGGAUUUAUAUUUUGCAUGCCUAAUAUAAUCUAUUCAAUUUCUUUUAAGAAGUUUCUACAAAUUCAAAGAUAAAUACCCUCAUUUUAUCAACUACCUUCCCCUUCCAGAUUGAGUGGUUCAGUGCAAACUUUUAUUUUAAUUUUCCAGUUUGAUAUGAUUUUUGAAUGAAGUAACUUUUACAAUUUAAAUUCCAAUACAAUUUGAACCUCUUAUUACAAAUAAAAAGGAUACGUAUAUGAUUUAGUUGCAUAGAUAACAUUCAAGUGGUAUGUUUUCUACAAUAAUUUGAUAAAGUUUUGGUUUACACAUUGUGUAAAGCUCAGUAGGUCUGUGUUUUGGAAAACAUUCCUUUUUCCUUUUGAAACUAAGCCAUUUGUUUGAGAUUGAGUAUUUCUCAAAGAAACAAUUACAUCUUUUAAUAUUUAUGAAAUAGUAAUUAUUUUAGAAUGUCAAGCUAGUUAUAUUUCGUAUAAUUUUAAUGGUUUGUCUUAGGAAUGUAGCCAAGGUUUCUUGUUAAUGUUAAUGACUUUUUCAAGACCUUAUUUUUGUAGAUUUAUAUUUCAUAGUACUCUCAGAUUUUAUUUUUAAUAAAAGUAUUGUUUUAAGGAUUUUAAAAGGUGACAAAACCAAGUACUCUUAAAAGCACAAAUAGGCUAAUAAUGAUGAUACAAGAAUUGAUUAAAGUGCUCCUUGCUUUUUAUUAUAAAUGGACCAGCAACAAAAAUGGUUGUUAGUAUUAUACGUACAAUUUAAUGUUAAAUAAGUCAGAAAACAGAUACUUCUGCAAAAGAUUAGUAUAGGUAGGAAUAUGAGCAAAAUACCCGUUUUUGUCAACAGUUUAAGCUGAAAAUCAAUCCCCUUCCUACACCCACCUUGCAGUGAAGCCAAAGUACUAUUUUAAACUUUGUCACCUUUUGGGAAGGAGAUGCUAUGAAAUGACAGAUGAUAUUGGAGUCAGUAAUUUUUGUGGUGGUGCGAAGUGAGAUUCAAGUCCUUUUCCUGUUUCUGAUGGAGUCAGAACCCAGAGGCACAUACAUAACUACUGCUACCAAAAACCAAACUAGUUACCGUCAAGUGGAUUCUGAUUUGUGAUGACUUCAUGUAUGUCAUGUCAGUGGAGAACUGCACCCCAUAGAGGUCUUUCAAAAGCAGAUCUCCAGGCCUUUCUUCCCAGGCGCCUCUAGGUGGAUUUGAACUGAUUGCACCGUAUUAUUAAUAAGUGCCAUAUUGUUAGAUCAGUGUGAGAGAUUUCCCUUAGACAUUUUCUUCAUGAAAAUUUCACGGGUUAAUUCCACACUUUUCUGCUCUUAGUAGUUAAAUGCAUUUAUAUUGCUUGGUUGAUUUAAGAUUUGUCCUUGUUCACAAAAUUCUCUCAUAAGCUCGGAUUAAAUUUGGAAGUGUAAAAAUAAAUAAUGCUAUGUUUCUUUUAAAAUUGUUUGAUUUGUUAACUUGCUGGGAGGAUAUUUUAGCACCUUAUUAUAUCCUUACAGGUAAUUUUGAAGCACAUCUUUGCCAUUUCUUGAUUAUGAUUCAUCAAAAUGACUAAAGACAUUUAGAUAUGGUGAGAUAAUCAGGGAAUUGCUCUAUAGUUUGAAACCCAGUCUAGGAAUAGCAUUUGGGUAGCUUAGUUUUAGUUUAAUAAAUUAUAAACUUAAGCUCUGCUCUUAUUAGCAUUUUAAAAACCUUCAAUUGCUACAUUUUUAUUGAACUUUUAAGCUUUUUUUGGUAAAUCUACAUAUUAUUGUAAUAAUAUACUUGGAAGCAGAGAUUACUGGUAAAAGGAAAGUAUAUACCUGUAUUGAAAUGUAGGAUGUAGGAAAUACUACUUUCUAUGUUUAGUUCAUUGGGGUAUUUAAGUCCAACUAGUGAAAAGUAUGGAUAUAAUGUUUUUCUUAACAUGUUUGUAUUUUAGGAAGGAUUAGAACUGAUUUUUGUUGUUUUAGUUGAAUAGAGCAAUAGAAUUAAUAACUAUAGCGUAUAAGGUUCCUUUCUAGUACCUUAUUUUAGAAAACUUGAUAAAAGUACAAAUAAUGUGAAAUAAUAUGGUAAAAUUAAGGAAUGGGGGAAAAAUGCCUUGCAGGCAGGUAAUGGGAGUUUUCCUUUAGAAGGCUUGAAAGUAGAUUAGAUGAAAGACUACUAGAUGAAAUAGUUGUGAAUUGUUCAGGAGUGAUACACAGUGAUCUUCUCUUUGGACUGUUGUUCAUAAAUACAUAUAUCUCUUGGUCUACCAGUGAAUGGUUAGUAUAAGAUAUUUUGGUGUAAAUCAUGGCAUUUAAUCUAUUUUUGUCUUUUUCUAUGCAUAAAAUUAUAUUCUUUUUGCCCUUUACAGAAAUGUGAAUCCCGAGACUGAGUUCUCUGAAGGACCUAUACAAAGUAGUAGACGUUGGAAGCAUUUAGUAAGUUUAAUUUACAUUUUAAAUAUGUUUUUUAGUUUCAGAUUUGACUGAUGUUCUGAGUAAUUGAGUCAAAAUUGUAAAAAUAUAGCGGGAUUUAGUAAAGAUCAAACACUAUGAAGAUAAAUCAACAUUAGCUUGGUUGUGAAGUUUACUAUUAAAGUUUUGCUUAUUAAUUUACUUUAACCUAUUCUUUUCUGCUUUCUUUAUUUUUAUACUCUGGCAAAGGUGAAAUGCAAAUAAACCCACAUUUGAACAUGCUUCUAACAUUUGAUCCUAGAUCUAGCUGGGUGUUGGCAAACUACUUCCUAUUUUUGUAAAUAAAGUUUUAUUGGAACACAGCCAUGCCCGUUCACCUUAGAUGUUGUCUGUGGCUGCUUUCCCACUACAGUGGCAGAGUUGAGAGGAGUUGUACCCAGUGGCCACAAAGACUUAAAUAUUUACUAUCUGGUCCUUUAAGGAAAGCUUGCCAACCCUUGUCCUAUAUCCACUCCUCUUGUCAACUUUUCCCUACCUUUGUAGAACUCAGAAGCCCUUGUCUUCCCUUUUGAAAAUUGAACAUACUUUUCAUGAAUUUCAAUGUAGUAAUUAAUUAUUUCUUUUAAUUAACUAAUUGUGAAGUUUUCUUAAAUAAAAACCCUAACAAAAAAUCCUUCAGCCUGAUUGAUAUUGGGGCUGGGCUUUGUUAUUAGAAGACUUGGUUACCACUACUGUGGACUAGUUCUUCUAACUUUCAACUUGAGAAAUUGUGGGAAACAGUGGAUGGGAAGGCUGUAUAAAAGAAUUUGGAUGAAUUCUCCAAGAGGAUUUCUUGUUGACAGAACUUCUUAGGUAUGCUAUAGAAUUACAUGUUAGCUGUUUUAUGAGAAUAAUUCUUUUGAAUUAUAUUUGGGAAUCUCAAUUCUAGAGGGUAGUUCUUUGUUUUUUACCACUGCUUCAGCUUCCAUCUGUAAAUGGCUAAUUCCAUCUAUAAAUGGCUAAUAAGGCCAACAAAAUUAGUGAAAUUCUUUUUGUGUUAUUUCAUAGUGGGGGGAGGUGAGGACAGAGGUGAGAACUUUUUUCCUAAUAUAGUACAAUUAUUAGCCUCAUGUCUAAUUGAUUCUGUUUUGAAGAGUUAAUUGCCUUGCACAUAAUGGAUGCUCAAUGAAUACUUUUUGAUUUAUUAUAUAAAUGUAGUUUCUAUUAAAUGCAUUAGAUGUAAAUCUAGUGUUAGGUCUAAUUGAAAAAUAUAGUGAAGUUGAUUAUUAAAACAAGUUUUAAUGUUUUAAAUAUUAAUUUUUAGGUAUGCCUGAAAGCCAAAACUUUGAUUCAGUAAAAAUUAAAGUUGAUAAACUAAAGCUCUCAAUCUCUUAACAUGCACAUGUAGUUAAAUUUUAAACUGAUAAGGACAAUUGGGAUGAUUUGAUUUGUAAAACCUUAAAGAAGAUGAUUUCUUAGUUAUUGUAAUUGACCUUGUUAUGGUGAUUAACAGCUGGCUAGUUGUUUUUAAAUAAUUAUGUAGUUAGUUUUUAUGACCAUCUUACUCAGGAGACCCAGAUUUGUUAAUGCAUAUUUUAUUGAAGAUUCAAGCUGUUUUUGGUAAUAAGGCAAAAUACAUGGAUUUACUUUUUAGGGCUAUCUCCCAUAAAUGUUUUAAAAUUUCAAGACCAAUACAAAGAAGAUGGAAAUCAAGUUAUAAGCACUAAGAGCCUUACUUGCAUGAUGGGAAGGAUGAAUUUAUUCUCUAGAUUGUAGUUUUGUAAUAAGUGAGUUUUAAAAUAAUAUAAAGUUACAUCGAUAUAAUAGUAGCUUUGUUAUAGCCACUCAUUUUAAAAUUUAAGAAUCAUUAAUAAUUCCUUUUUCCUUUGCUCACUCCAAUUCCCCACAUAUUUCUUCGCUAUUAAAAAUGGGACAAACUUGCUGAGAAAUAGAGGCAAUGACCUUGUUUAUUUAGAGGAAUCUUUCUUAAACCCAAUCCAUAGGAUGAAUCGCUUGCAUUUCAACUAACAAUUUUAUAAUGUUCCAGUGUUUUAGAACAAAUUUUCUGAGGUAGAAUUUAAAGACCUCCAUGCUCAAUUUUCUUGUUCUUAACUUGCGGAUGUACAGUUUGGAGUGAUGUUAAGAGGUAGCAGUUACUUAUCAUAUGUUUCCCUACAAGCUUUUAUCAUUGCCUUUGGGAAUUGGUAAUUUAGAACAAGCCAUUUUCAUUAAAAGAGAAGUAUAAACUAGUGAAUAUUACAGUGGAAAAAUUCUCCUAGCCUUCCAAAUUAUGAGCUUGAAGCUUAUAUGUGAAAUACAUAAAUGAUGUAAAUCUGUCUGCUGAUGGAAUCCUAGAUCAAAGCAUCAUCUCUUCAGUAUGCCUACAGUAACUCAGAAGUCAUUAGUGGAGUUUUGACAUCUAAACCCUACCCAGUUAGUUAGGUAUUAGAUACUGGUUUUAUUUUGAUGCAAGACUGAUUUGUUUUCAAACCAGAAAGUGUUGUAUCUUUAAAUAAUUGACCCUAUGUGUUCUUCAGAGAUUUCCUUACUAUUGGAAUGUAAAUUAUCUUGAUUCUGUAAGGGUAGCUUCUAGGUCCUCAAAUACUUUGGUUACUUUCCUCUCUGGUAUAUAGGAAUAAUAGCUAAUACUUGUUGAGGUCUUCCUACACACCAGGCACUGUUGUGAGUACUGUAAAUGUACUAACUCACUUAGUCCUCAGUGCAACCACAAGAGGUAGGUACUACUAGUGUUUACACUGUAUAGAUGAGAAACUAGUAAGGAUUUCAUUUACCAAAAAAACCUCCAGACUCAAAACACGUCUGAUUUGUUUUGUUUUUUAAUAUAACUUUACUUACUUGUGAAUUUAGCUUUUAUAAGACUUUGGAAUUCCAUGACAAUAAACUUGAGUAAACCCCUUACCGUUUCUAUUUUAAGGUGCUUUGAUACUUGACCUUUUAAGUUUCCACCUUUAGCUUUGAAGGAGUGCAGAUUUAUCAUGACUUUUUAAUCUUUCUCUUUUGGCAUUCUUCAUUACUUUUUAAAAAACAUUUCAAGUCUGUGAUGAAUGUAUAUGAUCGCAUAACCAACUUGUUAUAAUAUUUUCUAAUCUAUGUUGUCACAUAAACACACUUUUUUAAACCAAUGCAUUUUAUUGAAUAAUUUUGGAAUGAUUUAAAUAAUGUUAGAUUUUCUUUAAUUUUUUUUAAAACAAAGGUUUAAAAAGAAAAUGCCCUGGAUAAAUUUUACCUCUAGUCUCAUUACUGAAGAUAUAAAGCAUUGAGUUUAUCAUUUAAUGCACCAGUUGAAUAAAUGGCACUUCUAGCUAUUGAAACGUUUGUAGCUUUAUAUCAGUGUAUUUUUAGUGAUGGUGUUCAUCAUAAUAGUAUUUUCAUGACUAACUUCAUUUAGAGAUUAAAGCUUUAAAGCUUUAUUUUAGUUGUGUUUUAACAUAUUGGGGAAAAAUUGUCUUAUAGUCAGCUGUUCGAGAGUAGAAUGAAGGGUUUUUAUUUUUAUGCAUCUAGAAGUGUAAGGCCCUUAAUUUUAAGGAAUGAACAGUUCAAAUGAGAGAUGUUUUACUGAUACGGGGAAUGAACGCGGUAUUCAAUUAGUCUUUUAAGGCUGGGGAGAAAUAGGUGCAUUUACUAAGGAGAAGUACCUUAUUUUUGGUUGUUACUGAUGUGACACUCCUUUCCAGUCAACUUUUUUUGUAUGGGUGGCAGUGUCUCUUCGUUAACCAAAUAGUUUAAGUAGAUUUUUGUAUUGUGAGUAAUAGACAACAUACCUUAAUUAUAGUCUAGAAGACAAGGAAAUUACCUAAUAACCAAAAAUGCCCUUAUAUUUAAUUGCUUCCAAGUCAGUCACCCUGAUUGUAUUUACAUAAAUUUGGUUGGAGAGCUGCAAAAUGUCUAGCGAAGACCAGGGUUUAAAACUUGUUCUUGCAAUUAACAUUUGAUCUUGAUGAAUCAAGAUCAUUUAUUUCAGUAAAAUCACCCAACUUCCCACUUCUCUCUUCAGUUCAAAUUAUUUAAGUAAAGAAUUUUUUUGUGUGUGAAGAUCAUUUGAUAUUUUGCAAUGAGAGUUUUAUUUUAGUUGUAUAUAAUGUGAAAACAUACAGCAUUUUAUGGCAAAUGUUGAAUAAGCUGGGUGGAUGCUUGGCAUUUUUGAUGAUUUUUUUCCUGGUGGCUGCAUAUUUCCUGCAUUCUCAGAUGUACAGUUAAAGAUGAUGGUAUCUAUAUAGGCUAUUUGCAUUAUUUAAGUAAAAUUAAUUAACAUCUGUUGGACUGGAAAACUAUGCUAUGAUCUGCUACUUCUUUUUUUUAUCCUUUAAGAUUCUUUUCUAUAUUUAGUUUUCUUUUAAGAAGCUUGGAGAUUUUCUGCACUGAGAUUUAGAAUUUUCACUGUUGCUGUGAUUUAGCUUCUGAGUUUUGAACUUUGAUUUUUGUUUUUACUUUUCAUAUAGACAAUAUAACAAUGUUAGUGUUAAAUAUUAAAAAUUGUGACUCCUCAUUGCCACUUUUUUAUGGAUACAAAUGUAUCUGUGACAGAACUUUGUUACUUGUAUACAGUCUUCCCUUGAUUCUUAAUAUUGAGAAGUUAUAAGUAAGUCAGACCUUGAGUUCAGUGCAUACAACUUUGAAAUAAUACAAAGUUUCAUAGCCUAAAGCUGCUGCAAAUGUAAAGCUUUGUGCAUGGUAAGGGUAUCUUCAAGGUGGGUGGAUGUUCUCUGUUUGAAGGAAUAAGAAAGAUCACUGGUAUUCCAACAGCAUUUUUUUUUCUUCUAAUUUUUUCAUAAAGCACCCAGUCAGCUUGAAGAGUCAAAUGGACCCUCCCUCUCAGAAACCAAGAUGGCAGUCUACUAUGGGGAAUUGUGAAAAAUGGAUUAAUACAAGAGUGCUGUGAUAAUAUGCAACCAAGACAGGGUUCUUUUAACAUGGAUUCCAUGAAAUGAAGAUAUAGGUUUCUUACCCAACACAAAUGGACAAUGGAUUUGACUUUCUAAAGACUUUUUGUAUUGUUUAAAAGAAGGACGUUUUUGACAUUUGGAGAAGAAAGAUGGCACAUUAACAUAGUUAAUAGUUUGUAUGCCUGGAAGUUUUUGCAAUUUUUGUAUGAGUAUGACCUUAUGGCUUGUUAACCUUUAAUAAAAUUUCUAACACUUUAAACUUUCUCAGUUUGGGCUGUUUUUUUUUUUUUUUUUAAAUCCAUUUCAUUCAGUGUUCACUUAGGGCCUUAAUAACGCUUUGACCUUUACAGUUGCCUAGCAGUAAAGUGUACUGAAUAAAGCUGGUAAAAUGGAAGUGGUGUACUGGAAAAUGUUUUGUCUGUGUCCACAGAGUCAUGAAAAUUUAUUUGUGCUUUGAGAUAGUCAUUUGGCUGAAAUGCUAUUUCAUUUGUGUUUUCUUGAAACACCUUGGCAAAAACAACUUAACCAGUGGGUAAUAAUACAAUCUUCAGUGUGUCAUGAGAUUUUAAUGAACUUUUAAUUCAAAAUACCUUUUGCCCCACAAUUCAGGAUGAGUGAUAACAGUAUUUCUCUCUGAAUUAUUUUGUGUUGAUAGAAAAGGUACCUGUUACCAAUGCUUUUUAAUUUUAUAAAUAAAUGCAUUGCAAUGGAAUAUGUUGAUUUCAAUAUUUAAACUGAUGCCUUCUGUUGUCUUAAUAUUAGGAGAAAAUGUGUUGCAUUUAUAGGCAAGAGUCCUUAGGAUAUUCAUAAAAGGGCUUAAAAUAUUGGUGGUAAUGUUUAUAAAUAUAUUUUAAGUAAAUACGAAAUAGAAUUAUUUUCUUAUAUGUUUCUUACCCUGUACAGUUGGAAUUCAGAUUAAAUGAAUGACAUCAUACGACAGAUAAUUUGUUUUAAUUUCAAAUGCCAGAUGAAUACCAGGUUUAGUUUAUUGCUCAUCUUUUAUCAGUUUCAAUAACUAUUGUAAAGAUGGUAGCCUUUAUUUGGAUAGACCAAAUGAAAGGUUGAUUAUAUUUUUGUAUUAUACAGAGACCAAGGUAUAUAAUUAAACCUAUAUUUUUUUGUCAGAAAUAUUUAAUCAUACUGUGUUUGUGAUUAAUGUCAAAUACCAUAGCAUACAUAUCCAUGAUCAAUACAUGUGCAGUAUUUGUUCUCAAUGACUAAGUUGAACGGUUUGGUCUUUGUAUACAUUCAAAAGUGGAAUUUUGGAUUUUGAUUUUGGAACAAAAGUUAUCUUUAGAGCGUACAGAAUUGAGUUGGAGGUUUGAUUAUGGAUUUUAUAUUUACCUCGGUUCAACCUGGUUGCUUUUGUUGGGUUUAAUCUAAAAUGGAGUUCUUCGGUGAGGGAAGGACCAUACUAUGGCAGAUUGUAUGUUGAGUAAGAAAGAUGGAUUGGAUUUUUUGGGGGUGUGUGUGUUUACUUGUUUGGAGUAUUUGUUGAAAGAAAGGGUAUUGAAUACUUGCUUUUGGUAUAAGUAAUAAUUUUGUUUCCAUAGAUUUCAUGGUUUUAAGUAGAAUUUGCUUCGUGAUAUUUAUUUGAUAACUUGCCACCUGAUAUGAGCUAUUUACCAUUGUUGAAAUGGAUGUAUACUUCGAGUUGAAAUCUGAGAUUUGAGGGAAAGUUUGGGAUGUGUGUGUUGGUUUUGGGGUUGAGUUUCUUCGGUUUGUGAUUUAAAGGUGACCAUGGUAGGUCCCUAUUCUUGAAUUUGAAGAACUUGGUUUUGCCUAAAUCAGUGUGGAAAGUAAAUAUAUUGUGGUUAUGAGAAUUUUCUUGAUCAAGUUUCCAAGGUUAUAUAAUGGGUUAAAUAAUUUUGUGGAAAGAGAAAGAAAAAUGGUGAGAUUCUUGGAAUAAAAACUGAUUGCAUUAAUUUUUGCUCUAAUACAUCUGAACACUAGGGAGGCGCUCUUGAGUUGUAAAAGUUACCCCUUUCUUCCAGUUGGGAUGGAAAAUUCCUUCCUAAAUUUUGUCUUUAUUUGGUUUUUAUACAUCAUAAAGACUGCAAGCCUUCAAUUUAAUUUAUGAAAUUGAGGUUUUGCUUUUAUUUAGAAACCAUUUUACCCAUGGGGGGGUAAUUUUUAAAAAGAUUAGUACUUAAGCUAAGCUUUAGGUUCUCUAAGAAUUAUCCCUUUUUCAAAAUGGCUUGAUAAAACACCACUUCCUGUCCAGAAAGGAAGUUAUUUUAGCUCAAGGACUGAAAUAUUUAGCAGAUCUUUAAACAAAAGGAACAAAUUACAUUUCUCUCUGGCUUAGAAAGGGUGUUUAAGCCAGAGGGGGUUAAGAAGCCCUCCCCCUCCCCCUGAUGGGGUGGUCUGGAGGGGCAAGGAGGUGUGGGGGUGGGGGUCCUUAGGCUCCCUGGGAUGGAGUAUCUUUUUUUUUUUUGGUGGAGAUGAAGGGGUGGGUCUAUGGUACAUCACCUGAGUUGUGGGGUAAAUGUAGAGAGUGUCAAUCAAAGGCAGAGCUCUCAGAGCUGGGAAGGAGGCUCUAGAUGGCGGCUGUGCCUUAGAGAGAGCGCGCUCUGCUCGCUGCCUUCGCCUCACUUUACGCAACUUUCCCUAACUUUACGGCAGCCUCAGGGGGCCCCCGCAGCCCCCUGCCUCUCCUAGUGACUUACUGGGGUCGAUUCUGACCUUUUUUAGGGAGAAAAGCAGCUUUUAGGAGCUUUCUUUUCGUGCCUUGUUGGAAAGAAGCAGCCGUACUGAGAGCCCAGGUCGUUGUUUUUUCCAGCUUAGAAGCCAUGGCGCACCUCCAUUUUUGUGCGCUCUCCUAAUGAGGUUUUUUUUCUUCCGGACCCGUUUUAGUAUUAAUUUUUGCGUGGUUUUUUUUUGACCUGUUAACAUAUUUGACUACUAUUUUAUUUAUUUUUCGUUUUUUAUCGAGGAUUUUGCCUUUAUUUUUAAUUAUUUGGGAUCAGAUAUUUUUCUACUAGAUAGGACUCUCGCAUUGGACCUACUACAUGGAUCAGUAAAUACCUGGGCACAGGACUUCAAAGCAAACAGAUUCCCCCUCCCCCUUAAUAUUUAAGAAUUAAAAGAUGAUGAGAAAUAAGGACAAAAGCCAAGAGGAGGACAGUUCGCUACACAGCAAUGUAUCGAGUCAUUCAGCCUCUGAAGAAGCAUCGGGUUCAGAGUCAGGCAGCCAGUCGGAAAGUGAGCAAGGCAGUGAUCCCGGAAGCGGACAUGGCAGCGAGUCGAAUAGCAGUUCUGAGUCUUCAGAGAGUCUGUCGGAAUCUGAGAGUGAGUCGGCAGGUUCCAAAUCCCAGCCAGUCCUUCCAGAAGCUAAAGAGAAGCCAGCCUCUAAGAAGGAACGGAUAGCUGAUGUGAAGAAGAUGUGGGAAGAAUAUCCUGAUGUUUAUGGAGUUAGGCGGUCAAACCGAAGCAGACAAGAACCAUCACGUUUUAACAUUAAGGAAGAGGCAAGUAGCGGGUCUGAGAGUGGGAGCCCAAAAAGAAGAGGCCAGAGGCAGCUGAAAAAACAAGAAAAAUGGAAACGGGAGCCCUCAGAAGAUGAACGGGAUCAAGGCACCAGUGCAGAGAGUGAACCAGAGCAAAAAAAAGUGAAAGCCCGAAGACCCAUUCCCAGAAGAACAGUGCCCAAACCUUGUGUUAAGAAGCAGCCUAAGCCUCAGCGUGGAAAAAGGAGAAAACAAGACUCUUCCGAUGAUGAGGAUGAAGAUGAUGAAGCCCCCAAGAGGCAAACUCGUCGCCGAGCAGCUAAAAACGUUAGGCCGAAUCCUUUUGCAGCAACUGGAGCUUCUACUACUGUCUAUGCAGUUGAAGCUAAUGGAGACCCUAGUGGUGACUUUGACACUGAAAAGGAUGAAGGUGAAGUCCAGUACCUCAUCAAGUGGAAGGGUUGGUCGUAUAUCCACAGCACGUGGGAGAGUGAAGAAUCCUUACAGCAGCAGAAAGUGAAGGGCCUGAAAAAACUAGAGAACUUCAAGAAGAAAGAGGAUGAAAUCAAACAAUGGUACAUUUUCCAUCAUGGAUUAAAACAAUAUGUUUGCAGCCUGAGAGAAGGGAAGGUUUUUAAAUCUGUGAAGACAAGUAAAUCUACAUUGGGUCAAACAGAUUUUCCAGCUCACAGUCGGAAGCCUGCACCUUCCAAUGAACCUGAGUAUCUCUGCAAAUGGAUGGGACUGCCCUACUCAGAGUGCAGCUGGGAAGAUGAAGCCCUGAUUGGGAAGAAAUUCCAGAGCUGUAUCGACAGCUUCCACAGCAGGAACAACUCAAAAACCAUCCCAACAAGAGAAUGCAAGGCCCUGAAGCAGAGGCCACGAUUUGUGGCUUUAAAGAAACAGCCGACCUAUUUAGGAGGGGAGAAUCUGGAGCUCCGAGAUUACCAACUAGAAGGUCUCAACUGGCUUGCUCAUUCUUGGUGCAAAAGUAACAGUGUAAUCCUUGCUGAUGAAAUGGGCCUGGGAAAGACCAUCCAGACCAUAUCAUUCCUCUCCUACCUGUUCCACCAGCACCAGCUAUAUGGCCCCUUUCUUAUAGUCGUCCCUUUAUCCACCCUCACCUCAUGGCAGAGGGAGUUUGAAGUCUGGGCACCAGAGAUUAACGUAGUGGUUUACAUAGGUGACCUGAUGAGCAGAAAUACGAUACGGGAAUAUGAAUGGAUUCAUUCCCAAACCAAAAGGCUGAAGUUCAAUGCUCUUAUAACAACCUAUGAAAUUCUCCUAAAAGAUAAGACUGUGCUGGGCAGUAUUAACUGGGCCUUUCUGGGAGUGGAUGAAGCCCAUCGGUUGAAGAAUGAUGACUCUUUGUUGUAUAAAACUCUGAUUGAUUUCAAGUCCAACCAUAGGCUCCUGAUUACGGGGACCCCUCUUCAGAAUUCCCUCAAAGAGCUCUGGUCCUUGCUGCACUUUAUUAUGCCGGAGAAGUUUGAGUUCUGGGAGGAUUUUGAAGAAGACCAUGGGAAAGGGAGAGAGAAUGGAUACCAGAGUCUUCAUAAGGUGCUAGAGCCUUUCCUUCUCCGGAGAGUCAAAAAAGAUGUGGAGAAAUCCCUUCCUGCCAAAGUGGAACAGAUUCUCAGGGUGGAAAUGUCAGCUCUUCAGAAACAGUAUUACAAGUGGAUUCUGACCAGGAAUUACAAGGCUCUUGCCAAAGGAACAAGAGGCAGCACAUCUGGUUUCCUUAAUAUUGUGAUGGAGCUGAAAAAAUGCUGCAACCACUGCUAUCUGAUUAAACCCCCUGAAGAAAAUGAAAGGGAAAAUGGACAGGAGAUUCUUCUGUCCCUGAUCAGGAGCAGUGGGAAGCUGAUUCUGUUAGAUAAACUGUUGACAAGACUUCGAGAAAGGGGGAACAGAGUCCUUAUCUUCUCCCAGAUGGUUAGAAUGUUGGAUAUCUUGGCUGAAUACCUGACUAUUAAGCACUAUCCUUUCCAGCGUCUGGAUGGUUCCAUCAAGGGAGAAAUCCGAAAACAGGCGCUGGAUCACUUCAAUGCAGAUGGGUCUGAGGACUUCUGUUUCCUGCUCUCGACAAGGGCUGGUGGCCUGGGAAUCAAUUUGGCUUCAGCGGACACAGUCGUCAUCUUUGACUCUGAUUGGAACCCCCAGAACGACUUGCAGGCACAAGCCCGAGCCCAUAGAAUUGGCCAGAAGAAGCAGGUAAAUAUUUACCGCUUGGUUACAAAGGGAACCGUGGAGGAGGAGAUCAUAGAACGAGCCAAAAAGAAGAUGGUAUUGGACCAUCUGGUGAUUCAGCGCAUGGAUACCACUGGCCGGACGGUCCUGGAAAACAACUCGGGAAGGUCCAACUCAAAUCCUUUUAAUAAAGAAGAGCUGACAGCAAUUUUGAAAUUUGGAGCAGAGGAUCUCUUCAAAGAACUUGAAGGGGAGGAAUCAGAGCCUCAGGAAAUGGAUAUAGAUGAAAUUUUGCGCUUGGCAGAAACCAGAGAGAAUGAAGUAUCAACAAGUGCAACAGAUGAGCUUCUCUCACAGUUUAAGGUUGCCAACUUUGCAACAAUGGAAGAUGAGGAAGAGCUGGAAGAGCGUCCUCACAAGGAGUGGGAUGAGAUAAUUCCAGAAGAGCAAAGGAAGAAAGUAGAGGAGGAGGAGCGGCAGAAGGAGCUGGAAGAAAUUUAUAUGCUGCCUCGAAUUAGGAGUUCCACGAAAAAGGCUCAGACAAAUGACAGUGACUCUGAUACUGAGUCUAAGAGGCAGGCCCAGAGAUCCUCUGCCUCUGAAAGCGAGACGGAUGACUCCGAUGAUGAUAAGAAGCCAAAGCGCAGAGGCCGCCCCCGAAGCGUGCGGAAGGACCUUGUGGAGGGAUUUACUGAUGCAGAGAUCCGAAGGUUCAUCAAGGCUUAUAAGAAGUUUGGUCUCCCUCUUGAACGGCUGGAGUGCAUAGCACGGGAUGCUGAGUUGGUAGAUAAGUCUGUGGCAGAUCUGAAGCGCCUGGGUGAACUAAUUCACAACAGCUGUGCAUCAGCAAUGCAGGAAUACGAAGAACAGCUGAAAGAAAAUGCCAGCGAGGGGAAAGGACCAGGGAAAAGGAGAGGCCCAACAAUCAAGAUCUCUGGGGUUCAGGUUAACGUGAAAUCUAUUAUCCAACAUGAAGAAGAGUUUGAGAUGCUGCAUAAAUCUAUCCCUGUGGACCCUGAAGAAAAAAAAAAGUACUGUUUAAGCUGUCGUGUCAAAGCUGCACAUUUUGACGUAGAGUGGGGAGUGGAGGAUGAUUCUCGCCUGUUGCUGGGAAUUUACGAACAUGGCUAUGGAAACUGGGAGCUAAUUAAAACUGAUCCGGAGCUGAAAUUAACUGACAAAAUUCUGCCCGUGGAGAGUGAUAAAAAGCCUCAGGGAAAGCAGCUGCAGACCCGAGCGGACUACUUGCUGAAGUUACUCAGGAAGGGUCUGGAGAAGAAGGGGGUCGUGAAAGGCGGGGAAGAGGCCAAAUUAAAGAAGCGGAAACCUCGAGUAAAGAAAGAGAACAAAGCGCCCAGGCUGAAAGAUGAGCAUGGAAUUGAGUUUUCAUCUCCUAGACACUCAGAUAAUCCAUCAGAGGAGGGGGAAGUAAAGGAUGAUGGCUUAGAAAAAAGCCCAAUGAAGAAGAAACAGAAGAAAAAAGAGAACAAGGAGAACAAAGAGAAACAAAUGAGUUUGAGGAAAGACAAAGACGGGGACAAAGAAAGGAAGAAGUCGAAAGAGAAGAAGGAGAAGCCUAAAGGUGGUGAUGCCAAAUCUUCGAGUAAAUCAAAGCGAUCUCAGGGUCCUGUCCAUAUUACAGCAGGAAGUGAACCUGUCCCCAUUGGAGAGGAUGAGGAUGAUGAUCUGGAUCAGGAGACGUUCAGCAUAUGUAAGGAGAGGAUGAGGCCUGUGAAAAAGGCACUGAAACAGCUGGACAAACCCGACAAGGGACUCAAUGUGCAGGAACAGCUGGAGCACACCCGGAACUGCCUGCUGAAAAUCGGAGACCGGAUAGCUGAGUGCCUUAAAGCCUACUCAGACCAGGAGCACAUCAAACUGUGGAGGAGGAACCUAUGGAUUUUUGUUUCCAAGUUUACAGAAUUUGAUGCUCGAAAACUGCAUAAGUUAUACAAGAUGGCUCAUAAGAAAAGAUCUCAAGAGGAGGAGGUAAAAUACAGAUUUAAUCCCAGGGAUCUCUGUUUCAGGCACCAUCAUGACUCCAAACGACGGAGAUCCGAUGAAUUUAGGCCUCAAAAUUACCACCAGCAGGAUUUCAGACGAAUGUCUGAUCACCGCCCACCUAUGGGCUACCAUGGCCAGGGACCUUCAGACCAUUACCGCUCUUUCCACACAGACAAAUUGGGGGAAUAUAAACAGCCCCUGCCCCCAUUGCACCCUGCAGUCUCAGAUCCUCGCUCUCCCCCAUCUCAGAAGUCUCCUCAUGACUCCAAGUCGCCCCUGGAUCAUAGGUCUCCUUUGGAGAGAUCACUAGAACAGAAAAACAACCCAGAUUAUAACUGGAAUGUUCGGAAAACAUAGAGGAUAGCUUGGAAAGGGAAGAGCAAGAGUCAUCAAGCACCUGGAUAUUUGUGGUCUGAUCAACAGUAGCCAGUUAUCUUGACCAGUGACUGGAGUUUCUGGACAUGCUGCUGCUGGCAACUCACUGGCUGAAGGAGCACUUCAAGGAGUGGGGGGCUUUUGUCUGGUCCAGAUUGGAUUUGGGUCCCCAUUCCUGCACUUUGGCACCCCAUCCCAUUCCAGCCUAGUUCUGGCCUCCCACUUUGACAGGUGCUAGGAAGAAGAGGUGACUUUGUGUGUACCAGCUUUAUGGGGCGGUAGUUCCCCAGUGAAGGAAGAAGGGAUCCUAGAGAUACGAAUGUUUUAUUGCCGGGGCAGUGUUCCCUGGACCCUGGCAUGAUGGUCAGGGAGGGAAUGAGUGCAUGAGCGAAGGCUGCCAGGACCUGCUGGGCAGUGUGCGAUUUGAUUCACUAGUAUAUGAUUAUUGCUGCUGAGGGGGAGCGGGGUGUGGGCAAGUGGUUGGGUUCCUGGGUUAUAGGACUUGAAGGGGAGCUGGUACGCCCCUUAAAUGUGUUCUUGGGAGAAAUACACUCGGGCCUCAUUCUGUGGAAUCCUAGGGGGGAACGGCAUAAAGAGAGAGGGAAAUAUCGUCCACAGUGGUCUCUUCCCUCCCAACACUAAUUUUUUCCACACCGUCUUUGUACGUUUCGAAGAUUGGCCUCCUGAGUGGGCCUCCUUUUUCCCCUAUGCCAGGGAAAGUAGGGUCCCUCUGGCUGACUUUUGAGUACUGUGAGUUAGGCAUCGUCGAGGUCAGCAUGGGUCUUACUUGGUUGAGGAACGGGCAGAAUAAGGGUUUGGGGUAGGGGGGGAGGGUAAGGGUUGUGUGGCCAGGGAACUGGAAUCCCUGGUGGAUUUCUGAUUCCUGUGGUGAGAUGUGAAACUCCAGGGCCUGGAGAGGCGGGGUGGGGGGGAGCAGAGGCAGCCCUGCUGACCACCUUGUAGCUGACAAGGAUCGAGAUGGCAGCGCUAGUGCUGACAUGAACAGGUUUUCCAGUGAGAAUGCCAGCAAGUUGGGAAGCUCUCAGUGUUGUGUAGGUCAGCAUUUGUAGCUGCAUUUUAGUUCCCUUUGCACAACUUGAAGAAGUAGAUUAUACAGAAUCACACAUCUCCUGAUAAUCAUAUGGUCAGAUGAAAGUAAGUUAACCUCUGGUGGACAGGUUUCUACUGCUAGGUGAAGGUUAUUAGAAUUGUACUCAGUUUUUUUGAAGAAUAAGAUCAAGUAAAGCAUAAACCCAAGUUAAUUUUUUUCCAGGAUAGGAAGCAUCCAAGGACAGGGUGACUGAGCUAUAGAUAGUAAGAAUCAUACUGGAGUUGAAUUGAGUCCAGACAAGGACGCAAGUUGGUUACAUCAAUUAAGCAGGCAGAAUGGAAUUUUUCUAAGGAACUCCUUUCAGUUUAUGAAGGCUGGGGCCUUCAGUUUUAUUAUUUUAAGUUAUAGCUUUGCCAGUAUUUUUUUUACAGUAUCCAAAGGCCUUUCUAGAUGGAGACAGAAUAACUGGCUUGAAUAUAUGAUGUGCCUGUGUCUUAAAUUUAUGCCUGCCAAGUGUAAGUGUCCAGGUUCAGAGCUGGUGAAAACUCAUCCGUUGGGCAUACACAGGGUUAAACUCCCUGAACUAACUCGUGGGGACUUCAUAACAUCAUUAUCACUUACUUGCUAGUGUUCUGGGCAGCACCGUUCAUGCCUGUAGCAAGAAAUCCCUGAGUUGAAGCACACUAGUGAAGCAGAUGUGGCUUUGAUGGGCUCCUCGCCACAUAAAAUGUAAUGGGGAUGGCCAGGGCAGAGCAUCCAGGUGAAAGCUGGUCCUCCUGGCUUGUGUUGGAGGCUCAGUGGGCCCACCCCCUUCAUAUUUAACUUCUUUGGUACUUGGGGUUGUGCACACAUGCAUAGCCCGAAUGACCACAGAGGAGCCACCUGGGCAAAGCCACCUCACUGAGGACUUGCUGGGAAUGCUCAGUGGGAGGAGGUAGGAGAUUAUGGCUCUGCUUUGGCCACAAAGUAAGUGAUAAGGAAACCACAAAUUGAAUUUUUUGCUGGUAAUAUUGACACUAUCCUGUGCUUGUCCUGUCCAAGUCAAAGAUGAAGGUUAAGUUGGCUCACGAGGUUCUUGACUGAUGGGAGAUGGGGACCCGAGUGCCCUUGCCCUUGCCCUGUGGGAAGUCAGACUGUGCCCUCCUGGGGGUGCGCUCCUGUAGACAGAGAUGGUAGAUGGAGGCUGUGUAUUUCCAAUACUUACCAAGGUUUUUUUUUUUCUCUGAAGCUGUUGAUAGGAGAUGUAAGUUAUGCUCAAAGGUGUCUCAUCAUGAGGAAAAGGAACUUCCUUUUGUUCACAUUCAGGACUUGUGCCAUAUGAUGUAGCAAAAGGCAGUAUCGGCCAGAUCAGUGUUAAAUUGAUUCUAAAAUUACAGUAUCCCCAUCCAGACAUCUGUUUUAGGUGUUGAAGUAUGUUUGAAGAGUGGGUUGGGAGAAAGGAGGCAUUGCCUCAUUCAUUUAAAUCAGUAUGAAAAUUGUAUGCUGAAAUCAAAACCAGAAAUUUGCACAGGUAGAAAUUUUCUCUCACUUGUGGAUGGGAGAAGCUGCCACAAGAAUUUUUGAAGAUGGUAUUCCAUGGAGCCUAGUUUUGCAGGACUUAAUGGUCGGCUAGAAAUAGCAGGGCUUGAGGAAGAGGGGAGCUAACAUCACCUAAACCCUGAACAUAAACAAGGAUUAACAUGAUAUACUGUAGCCCUUAGAAGGGAAAAUGUGAAGCCCCCACUGACCGCAGUAGCCUUGCAGUGACGUGCGGAGCAAACAGCCAGGCCCUCCACGGCUUGGCUGCUCCCCUGGGCUCGCUCUCCCGUUAGCCAUUACCCAAGCCCUUCGACGGGAAACAUGGACGCUUUGCACAGCUGCGGCAGAUGUUUGAGCCUGAUGUCUGACAGUCACAUCAGGAUGUGUGGUGCAAACGUGAUUCAGUUCUGAACUCACACUAUGACACUGCAGCCCUACAGACCAAAACCCACGUGUCAGCGGGAGCAGAGGCCGGCCCAGCACAGCGGCCGCCUGGCAGGCCGAGGGCUACUGGUCAGGCGAGGGGGCCAUGCCAGGGGUCCAGGCUGCUUCCGUCCAUCUGCUCCCCACUCGCCUGGGGACAGAUGGCUUUUCUUUAUUGUAAAAUUGUGGACUUUUAAAACCUGUUGACUAAACAGUAAUUAAUUUAUAUUUGUGAAAAAUGCCACUGUCCUAGUGAUUUCUGAUGUAAAUAAUGUUGUUUAUAUAGUAUGUAUUAAAUUUUCCUACAUUGUAAAACUGCUGUACUUUUGAUUCUUGUAUAUUAAAAAGUGUUACUAAGGAUUUCUAGAAUUGGGCUGACACGUUGCAUUGCAUUUGGUGUGGAGUGUGUGGCGGGAGAUGCCUCAUCUCCCUUCCCUUGGGGUAGCUGGGGCACCCAGGUUUUUGGACAGCUUGUGAAACAGAGCCUUUUUUUUCUUUCAAACUUUAAAAAAUUUUUUUUU
Molecule: messenger RNA, 20587 nt
Organism: Trichechus manatus latirostris (Florida manatee)
Lineage: Eukaryota; Metazoa; Chordata; Mammalia; Sirenia; Trichechidae
Gene: CHD2
Product: chromodomain helicase DNA binding protein 2
Exons: 35
Coding region: 12146-17056 (1636 amino acids)
Biological process (GO): regulation of transcription by RNA polymerase II; nucleosome organization
Cellular component (GO): chromatin; nucleus
Molecular function (GO): chromatin binding; ATP binding; DNA binding
Source: RefSeq, a predicted model, not a curated record